AGAGAAUUGUGCGAUCGUGUUUGACGGGACAAGGAGAAGAAUAAUCGAAUUAGGAGUCAGAGAACGGAAAAGGCGACGAAAAGAGAGGGAACGAUCUGCCUUGCUCCUCCGAUCUACGAUUCCCAAUUCCGCCGGCGGUCAAAGGAGGUUUGUUUCUUCUCCCGGAAGAGAUCUUUUCUCUCGCUGGGACCGGAAGGGUGGGAUUUCCUGAUUGAUUUUAGGGGUUGGAGAGAGGAGGAGGGAGGGAGUGGAAGAUGAAGUCUCCGCUGAGAAUAUUUCGAGGGUUGAAGCUCAAUAAGGAGGAGACCAAGGAGGCGAAGCACCAGCGUCGGCCCUCCAGGAAGCCGGACGACUUCGUCCAGGCCACCCAGGAUAUGCAGGAUAUGAGGAACUGCUAUGAUAGCUUACUGUCUGCAGCAGCUACAACUGCCAAUAAUGCACACGAAUUCUCAGAAGCACUGGAGGAACUGGGCACAUGUUUACUUGAGAAAGCUGCCCUGAACGAUGAUGAAGAUAGCAGUAGGGCUUUAAUGAUGAUGGGAAAAUCACAGUUUGAGCUGCAGAAACUUUUUGGUUCAUAUCGCACAAAUAUCUUACACACAAUGGAUAAGCCAUCAAGGUCCCUUCUUAAAGAGAUUGAGAAUUUAGAGGAAAUGAAACGCUUAUGUGAUGGUAGAAGAGAGUUAUACAAAAACAUGUUAGAGGCACAUAGAGGAAAAGGGAGGUCAAAGCAUUCCAAAGAAAAUUCCUCAGCAAAGGAAUUGCAAGAAGCUCAAGCUAACUAUGAAGAUGAGGCAGCUUGGUUUGUUUUUCGUUUGCAGUCGUUGAAGAAAGGUCAGUUUCAAAGUCUUUUGACACAGGCUACCCGCCACCAUGCUGCUCAGUUAAAUUUCUUCAGGAAAGGACUUAAGACCCUUGAAAUGGUUGAACCACAAGUUAAAACAGUUGCUAACCAACACCACAUUGAUUAUAAUGUCAAUGAUCUUGAAGAUGAUGGCUCAGACAAUGAUGACGAUAAUACUUAUGGAAGUGAUGAUGAGGAUCUAAGCUUUGAAUAUCAAAAGAAUUUCCUAGAAGAGAAUGCUGUUUCUACAUUUAGAAACACCAUAGAGGAGAAUACUGACAAAAGCUCAUUAGACACGCUCACUUUCAGCUUGAGGCCUCCAUAUGUCAGUCAAUCAGCUCCAAUUUUUGCUGAUAAGAAGGUUGAUUUAGCCGAGAAUAAAGAAACACUACCAGCAGCUGCAAGAAAGUUUCACUCUUAUGUUCUACCUAUGCCACUUAAUGAUAGGAAUCAAAACACAACUCAUACUACUGCUUCACACCGUGAAACAAAGGAUGUCAAGUCACCAUCAUUAUGGUAUUCAUCUCCCUUGGAAGCAAAGAUUCCUGUAAAAGAUGUCAAGGAAAGUGAGUUGCCAAAUCGAACAAUGCCUUCCAAAAACAAAAUACUUGGAGGGAGAAAAAUUUACAGUGAUCCCACUAUGAUGCCAUCUUAUUUUUCAGAGAAACCAUCAGUGCCACAAUCUAAUAGGCAAGCAAAUUUUGGUACUACUAAGUACAACCGGCAAGCCUUUUCUGGUCCUUUGACGAGCAAACCAUUCUCAAGCAGACCCAUCAUUUCCCCAGCUGAAUAUAGACACACAACAAAAUUCCCUCCUGUGGCUUCUCUUGCAUCUCAAUGGAUGCCAAAACCUCAAUCAUCUACACCUCAAAAAGUGGCUCCUAGAACCUCACUUCCUGUGCCAUCCCCAAUGAUCAGUGAGCUGCAUGAGCUUCCUAGGCCACCAAUUGGCUCAGAGAAGAUGACAGGGCCAGCUGGUUUGAUUGGUUAUUCUGGUCCCUUGGUCUCUAGAAAUCAAGCAUUUGCAGUGAAAAACAAUAUGCCAUCAUCUCUUCCAGGCAAUGUACAUCCACUGCCAACACCUCUUGGACAAAUGAGUCGUAGUUUCUCAAUACCUGCUAACAGUCAAAGAAUACCACUAAUUCGAGUUUCCAGGUUGUUGGAAACUCCUCAAAAUACAGUCAAAAUAGAAGAGAUUACUUCACCUCCUAUUACACCGUCACCUGCAAUGACUACUCUUCCAGUUUCUACAACUUCAUAACCAAUUGCUGCAGCUAAAACGGAAGGUACUGAAUUGAAAGGUGCUAAACUUAUUCUCUAUGUUACAUGUAUUAAUUUUCAAUAUUUUUUUUCAAUUUAGCCCUCAUAGAUACUAUUACUUUGAAAUGAUUAGUCAAAUGAAAUAGUAUAAUUCAAGUUGAUGGAGCACUCUUCUUGCUGUUCAAACUGAGCGAAAUCUGCUCACUGUAUCUUCCUGCAGUUGUGUUAAUUGCCCAUGCAUUCCAAGGGCCCUACUGAUUCCCACCGUUUCUUAAAGGUGUAGAAAAUCAUUUUGUAUAUUUGUUUUUAGAAUGAUUAGCACACCCAUAGUCACUUUGUUAACAUAAUUCUCACUGGCAUCUCCAAACUUUAGUUCAUUAUUCUGAGGCUGUUCGCUAUUUCCAGUUUUCUUGAAAAAGACAUCCAUGGAUAUACCCACAUGUCUCAUUGAAAUUGCCAUGUGGUGCUUACUGUAUAUAAUAAAAAUGAUUCUAGGUUAAUUAAUUGUAUCCCUUUAUCACUAUGUCCAUUACAUAAUCUAUAUCGUACAAGUUUACAAAGGAGCU
Molecule: messenger RNA, 2670 nt
Organism: Zingiber officinale
Lineage: Eukaryota; Viridiplantae; Streptophyta; Magnoliopsida; Zingiberales; Zingiberaceae
Exons: 9
Coding region: 255-2105 (616 amino acids)
Source: RefSeq, a predicted model, not a curated record